AAUUUAAAGCAAAUUUUUUUGAUGCACGAGCACAAAAAGUAAUUUGUACAUUUAGUUUUUUAUAAUAUAUAAGAAAAAAUUCCAUUAUUUACCCAUGACACAAGCGGGAUUUGUACACUCAACCCCAGUUCCAAGAAUCUAUAAAAUUGCAUCUAAAGUUGCUAAAAAUGUGAAAGAAGGAAAAGACAGUUUGAAAAAUCUUGUGUACGCAGAAAGACAUGUUAAUAUAAAAGCACUUUAUGCUCUCGUUGUGGAGACUUUCAAAAGAAAUGAAAUUAUUGAUGAUCUUAUAGAGAAAUCAGAAUUACUAGUAAAGGAGCCACGAUUCAAUGUUUGGUUGGCUAAAAUAUUGAUAUCUGAAUUAUUAUGGGGUAAAAAUAAAAUGACAAGAGGAAGCAAGCCUAUUGAGACUAUUUUAAGCUAUGAGGAAAUUUUGAAGACAUUGCUUAAGGAUUGUGUUAGUUUGGAACAGCCUAUAUUAAAACAUAACAUUACCAAACCAAGAUACGUAAGAGUUAACACCUUAAAGAUAACCUUAGAAGAAGCUGUAACUAACUUUAGACAGGAAGGAUGGAUUUUUGUACCAUUUUUUAAUAAAUCUGACUAUGAAGGUUUUCAAAAUCGAUUGAACCUUCUCAAACCUGAUGAAUUUAUGAAAGACAUUCACAUACCUGAAUUACUGAUUUUUCCACCAAAAACUGAGUUUUAUCAACAUGAGGCUUAUAAAUCAGGAAAUAUAAUUUUACAAGAUAAAGCAAGUUGUUUACCAGUUCAUCUAUUAGCCCCACCACCUGGCUCUACUGUUCUAGAUACAUGUGCUGCGCCAGGAAUGAAAACUACUCAAUUAGCAGCACUCCUACAAAAUACAGGGACAGUUUAUGCUGUUGAAUUAAACCCAAGAAGGGAGGCCUUAUUGAAGGAACUUGUAGAAUCGGUAGGAGCAACAUGCAUAAAAACUAUUUUGAAAGAUGUCAUGCAAGUUUCAGCUGAUGAUUGUCCUGAUGUUGAAUAUAUUUUGGUGGAUCCGAGUUGCUCAGGAUCAGGCAUUACUGACCGUGUAGAAAUUGAGAAGUUGGACCUUUCCACUAAAAUGGAACGAUUAAAAAAACUCUGUAACUUUCAAGCCAAGUUAUUGAGGCAUACAAUGACUGCUUUCCCAAAGGCAAAAAGAAUUGUGUAUUCCACAUGCUCAAUGAAUGCAGAAGAAAAUGAAGAUGUUGUUCGACAAACAUUGGAGACCUCAAGGCAAUUCAAACUUAUAGAUGCGAAAAAAUUAUUACAGUCUUGGAAUACAAAAACAUCAGAAAUAUACCCACAAUUGGGAAAUAUGUGUAUAUAUGCUACACCAGAAGAAGAUAAAACCAAUGGAUUUUUUGUGGCUGUUUUUGAACGAUUGGAAGAUGGCGAGAAAAAUCCAUAUUUGAACUACGAAUUAUGCAAAUUCUUUGAUAAAGAAACAAGAAAAAAUAAUAGUCAAGAUAAUAUUCAACAAACUGAUGAAUUUUUGAUGAAUACAAAAAAUGGGAGUAAUGGAAAUCUAUUAAGUUCAAAUAAUUAUCAAAAAGAACAAAACAAGAACUCAUGUCAGAGAAAGAAGAACACAAAAGAAUUCCUUGAAGACUCAUCUUUCGAUAUCACAAGGAAUAAAAAAAACAAACGAAAAAUUAGGGAUCAUGAUAACCAUGGAAUGGAAACAUUUUAUGAAAAUAAUUGUGAAAGUAAAAAAUGUUUGUCUACUGAAAAUCCUGCAUCGAAAGAAAAAAAUAUACAAAAUUCAUAUGUUGAUGAGGAAAGUUUAUUUGUGAAUGAAUCUAAUUCAAAUUUUACAUUACCGCAAGAAAAAAAAAAGAAAAAAAAAGCAAAUAAGUUGAAUGAGGAAAAUAACGUAAAUCUUGAAAAUUCUGUUGGAAUAGGCCCUGUACCUAUUAGAAAACAAAAGAAAUGCAAAACGGCAAAUGCAGAAGAAAGUGAAAAUACUGAUCUUAAUACUGAGAAAUUAACAGAUCAGAAAAAAAUUAAACAGAAAAAUAAACAUUUGGAGAAAACCGAAGAAUUAGAAUCCUCACCACAUGAUGAGAGGAACGAUCAUACAGAAGAAGAUUCAAUAGGAGUUAGUUUUGGAGAAACUAAGGAGGAAAAAAAACACAAAAAAUCAAAGAAGGACAAUACAAAAACUGAAACAUUUAUUGAAAUUUCCUCUGAGAAUCAUUACUUAUGCAAAGAAAAAAAGUUGAAGAGGAAAAGCUCUAUCAAAAAUAUGGAAUCUGAGAUAGUUACAGAAGAAUCUAUCAAUAGUAGAUUUGAUAGUAUACCACCUAAAAAAAAGAAAAAAAAGAAGGAUAAAGAGAUUUCAAAGGAAGACAAUGGUCCUGAAAAUUCAUCCAUUUCCAUACAAGUAGAUGAGAAAAAACAAAAAAAGUCAAAGAAAGAAACUGAUAAAGCAGAGUUAUUGGAUGACUUUGAUCACGUUGAAAAAGAGAUUAUCCCAGAGUUAGAAGGAAAUAAUGAAAUCAAAAUCAAAAAGAAAAAAAAGAAGAAACUUACUGAUGACAAUGAAACUGUUCCAAGCAGACAUGAUAGCAGUUCUGAAUUAAGCCAAGAAAGAAAAAAGAUAAAAAAAGUUAAACAUUCUUUUGAAAGGGAUGUGGAAAUUGAAAGUGAGGAAAAGAAUAGUAUUUCAGAAACUAAGGAAGAGUUAAAUCAAAAGGAAAUUACAAAAAUAAAAAGAAGGAAAAGAAGUUCUGACAAUUUGGAGGACAACUGACAUCAUGGUAUUAAAUAAGUGAAAUUCAAAGCAGAGAAAGUGAUAAACAAUCAGAGGAACUACUAUCAGGUACUAAAUUGUUUUUGUCAGAAAAUUUAUUGUUGAUAAAGGAAUAUCUCUUUUA
Messenger RNA from Coccinella septempunctata (seven-spotted ladybird), 2888 nucleotides. It is a transcript of the gene Nsun5, whose product is annotated as putative methyltransferase NSUN7. The coding region runs from base 95 to 2764 and encodes 889 amino acids. The record is from RefSeq and is a predicted model, not a curated record. Gene Ontology annotation, cellular component: nucleolus. The transcript is spliced from 2 exons. Gene Ontology annotation, molecular function: methyltransferase activity. Lineage: Eukaryota; Metazoa; Arthropoda; Insecta; Coleoptera; Coccinellidae. Gene Ontology annotation, biological process: rRNA base methylation.